GACAUUCACGCUGCCAAUAUUGAAUAUGGCGCCUGAAGCUGGAAGAAGAUGAUGAGGUCGAAGGAAGAGAAGCAGACUGAAGAGAAAAGAAAGUGAAAGCGCAGUGAGGCGAGAAGAAACCGACGAGGCGUCACCGCGGCAGCGACGAGUCCGGAAGCGAGAAGCCGAAGACUGUUUCAUUCCGCCGGACGGGUUUGUUCAGCUCACCGCCCCCGACUCACCCCCAUGUGAAGUUAGCUUCUGAGCGGCUAACGUGGCACAGAACAGAAUGAUUAUUAUUCAUUUAUCACCUUUUGCCUUUUCAUCCAGUCGAAGUGUCCUUGGUGAAGAGUGAGGCCCACUCAUGAGUUCACCAGGCCGAGUGGAACGGGAGACUUCCGCUCCGUCGGUGCACUCACCUGGACGUGGGAAGGAGGCAGGACAAAAAGAUGGAGAUUGUCAACAACCAGAAAAUCGAGUCGAGUGGACGACAACUGAGCAGUCAGAAAAUAAAGACAAUGGAGAUAUUCAAGAAGACGCGGCAGAAGAAGAAGUCAGCACCUCUUUGAGUGUGGGAGACGGACGUCACCUGGUGGACCUGGGGAGCCCCUCAGAGUUCAUCGUGGAUGAAGACUGCAUAUUCCAGCUGCUCAGGUCCUGUCGGAUAUGCAACAGAUAUUGUCAAGUCAAAAAAAAGGUCCAUGGACUAAAGCUCACUGUUUCCCAGACGUGCCGUUUUUGUCAAAGCCACUUUACAUGGACCAACCUGCAAGAUGAGAAUGAGGAAGAGGAUGUUGAUGAUUUCAGUGAUUUCAGCAAUGGUAAAGACAGAGCCCACGGAAAGUUGUCGCCGGGCAGUAACAAGAGCUGAGGCAGUGUCGUGUCUGAAUUGACGGUGGUCGCACUGAGAUCACGCGUCACGGGAAAUAUGUUCCAGUUUCUGUUUGAACUUGUAAUACAGUGAACGAGGCUGCGUCUCUCCAGAAUGUCGUCACGCCAUCGUCAACAUCUUUGUGUUCUCUUGCCCUCAGUUAUCUAAUGAUGCUGUCACACAUUCAAAGAACCAUCUUGCUCUAACUACAGGGAGCGUAACCCUUCUUGAGUUGGUCGUCUGUUGACGCCACGCAUGACCUUCACUGGAGAGUAUGUGAUGUGCGACUGGCACGUCAGACACAGGUACAAUGAACAGUUACAACACGCAACGAAACUACUCUCACUACAGUUAAACACAGGAAGUAACGGCAAAGAUGGAUCAUUCUGUGGAUUUCUUUUUUUAAGGAAGUGUUGUUUUCCUUCUUCAUAGUCCCCCUCUCCGUGUGUCUGUUUGUAGACACACAGCUGCUUGUACAGGGAUUUGUUUAAAGUUUGAAGUAAUAUUGAAAAUUGUUAAAAUCACUAAUCCAAUGUUAAACUCAAGACUCCGUUUAUGCCUGGAAUUCCCUUGAAAUCUGUAUGUAUGUAUAUCUUUAUCAUGUGAGGCCUGUCUGCUGUCAAUCAGAAACUAACAGUCACUCACUACAGUUGUUUUUUUUGUUUCCCUUAUCCUUCUCUAGUUGAUUUUCCUUUUGGUUAUUUCCUUUUCCUUUUAUACCUUUUCUGUUAUCUGUAUAGUAUUGUAACACUGGUUGCUUUGAACAAAAAAUUAUCUAAACAAAUUAUAGAACAACUAGGAUAACUUACGAAAUUAAAAUCCACAAAUGAAUAAAUCUAAUUUUCAAUAUCUUCUCUCUAUUACAGUCAAAUAGCUGCUGAGUUCUACUUGUGAUACACUUCUGUGUUUACUGUUUGUUCCACUGUAUCUUCAUGGGACAAAGAACAGAAAAAGGUGACCACAGGAAAACAACUGGCACAAUUAAUUUCUGGUCUUCUCAGCUUGGUGCCAUUAGUUUCAAAGGAGCUCUUAGCGUCUGCAAUUAGCCACAAGGGGGCAGUGAAGACCCAGGAAGUUAAGUCCAAGAUGUACAUAAAAAGAUAAAUACAUUCAGGUCAACAGUCUCAUCCAUCAAGCAUCAAGGAAACCGUAACCUGAAAAGGUGUACAUUUUAUAUUUUAUAUUAAAACUUCAAAUGUAAAAAAAGUCAAAAACAAGUAAAGCAUAAAUUCUGAAGAUUUUAUUUGACUCCAUACUUCAGAAGGUACAAGCCUUGUUCCCUUUUAACAUUAUAUCAUACUUAGUGAACAGCAGGUACGGUGAUAUGGACACAGGAGCCACGUCCCCCCUCUCAUUUUGUAAACAACCAUUUAUGAAUGAAGGGAGUGUCACGUCCAAGUGCUUAUAUCUGCGUUUGGGACGUCCCACCACCUCCCUUCCCCUCUCAUGGCAGAGUGGGGCUGUAUAAAGAUCCCAGGAAUCCUGCAGCUCCGCAGCAGACUUGAGAGCGUGUCCACACCGAACGUCCAGGAUGACAGGGAUUACGUUGUUUCUCUUGUUUCUAGGGAUUCCUCUCUGCAGCACAGAGGAGCAUGUUGUUAACGAGCUCUACACGCUGAUAGAAAAGGGCCAGAGCACCUUUGUGGAUCCAGCUCAGAACAACCAGAGCAGGCUGGUCAAAGAGCCGUCCCUGCCCAUCAACGAGCUGCUGGAGAAGAGCAGCAAGAGCAGCGAGUCCAAGUUCGCCCUCCAUCCUCUGCCUCCAGCCGCGUGGCCGAAGCACAGCGACCUGGCCCCCGUCCCUCGCCACCACGCCCCCAACAACAAGAGCAAGAAGGGCCCCAAGAGCGACCGUCUGCUGGAGCACAACAGCGAGAAAACCAGGGGAGAGGUCGCCGGCCUGCUCCCCAAAACCCCGCUGACAGGAUCUGCAGCCACCGCCAACCGCACCAUGCAGAAGGGCAGCCAGGACGCCCAGUCUCACGUCAGUCCUCCUCAGCAAAGCGAACCAGAGGGACACCCCAACUCCAGACCCAGGGCCCCCCCCCACACACAGCCCCAGGCUCAGCCAAACCAGCCUGUCCUGUCGCCGCGGAGAGACCACCCCAGCCGACGGCAGGACCAAGAGGAGAACCGGCCGGGGAAGUCCAGUCUCUACCAGUCAGGUAUCAGUGCAGCGGCCCGGAACAACAGCCGCCCGCCUGUCACCUUCAACCGGCGCUCCUCCAGCCUGCUUUACCAGUUCGACAUCCUGAGGCGAGAGUCUGACUUCACGCACGACGCCUUCUGCAUGAGCGAGUGCAGGAAGGAGAAGGAGGAGAGAGAGUAUUACUGUUACAGUGAGUUUGCUGUCAACGGGAUAGUUCAUGACAUCGAGGUGCUGCGUAAAGGAAUAUGGCUCAUUACGCUCAUGGUGAGCAGUGACGGUUUCUACAAGAUGAGUCGUCUCUACGUGGCCCCGGACAGCUUCUUCUUCAAAGUUCGCCUUCUGGUCCUGGACACGUACAAGUGCAGCAAACCCUGCCCCGAUAUCAAACUUGGGGCCAGAUACAUUAUAAUGGGGCAGAUCUACCACCGGAGGCGCCACCUCCCCAGUGACCUCCUGAACCUGCUGGGGGGGAAACUGAAGCCCGGAGACGGCCUCCUGCGCAGCAACAACUACGUCAAGAGGUUCAACAAGCGGAGACACCAGAAGGCACUGGAGGCCACGCGCUCCAGGUGCAGGUGAACCAGACACAAGACAAUUGCCACCUUCUGCCCCCGUCUGCAGGGGAAGAGACGUGAACUGAUCGUAACUACCCCCCAGUGUUGUGCAAGAGAGAGAGGACAUCAGGCAGAAGGCAGUGGAUUUACUUUCAUAUGGACUGCUCCAUUGUAUGAUAAUGUAACAGGAAUUUGAGAGACUGAGGUAUUUUUUUGUCAUUUUGCAUCAUGUGGACGCUUUUUUUUUGGUUUUGUUUUAUUCAUGUGUGUUUAACAAUCCAGUAUUUGUCCUGAGAAAGAAAGAGAAAGAAUCAUGUUGGAACCAGGCUUUUUCCCACUAUAAUCCAAGCACACACACGCACGCACACACAUUCACACGCACGCACACACAUUCACACGCACACACACACGCACUUAUUUUCCAUUCAAAUGUAUAUUAGCUUUUCAAAAAUCACAGACGAUCACUUUUUGGUACUUUUAGUAAACGCCGGAACCUUUUA
Scophthalmus maximus (turbot) is the source of this 4053-nucleotide messenger RNA. RefSeq names its product UPF0450 protein C17orf58 homolog. The transcript has 8 exons. Gene Ontology annotation, molecular function: protein binding. The record is from RefSeq and is a predicted model, not a curated record. The coding region runs from base 2382 to 3578 and encodes 398 amino acids. NCBI's taxonomy places the organism in Eukaryota, Metazoa, Chordata, Actinopteri, Pleuronectiformes, Scophthalmidae.